GGUGGUGUUGUAGUCUACGUUACCACAUUUCGGUCUUUAGUCGUUCGUGUGUCGCUCGUCGACUCGUGUUUUCUAAAAAAAUCCGAUAAAUAAAAACUGUCGCGUCUUAAUUUCUUCGUGGUGGCUCUUUCAGUUGUUCGCGUGGUGCGUUUGUUCUUCGAACUUGCGGUCGUCAUUGUAUCGCCGUUAGCGAGUAUCCUAGUGCAGACUGUUUGUUUUGGGGGAGUGUCUGGUAGUGGCGGUGGUGGUGUGAAGGUAGUGACAAUGUCUGACUGAUUUGCGUUGCAGAUGUGGGUUGUCUGUCCAGAGGCAGCAGAACUGUGGUGAAGAAGGACAGUGGUGUUUGCUAGAAGUCUGACGGUGAGGAGCCCUGGCUGUGGGUCUGCAGUCAACACGCGAGGAGGCAGCUGUUGGCAUCAUGCAGCACUGCAUGGGUUCCCCGCAGCAGUUUUGUCUGCGCUGGAACAACUACCAAAGCAAUCUCACCAAUGUAUUUGAUCAACUUCUUCAGAGCGAGUCUUUCGUGGACGUGACCCUAGCUUGCGACGGUCACUCAGUCAAGGCGCACAAGAUGGUCCUGUCUGCCUGUAGUCCAUACUUCCAGUCUUUGUUUUUCGACAAUCCGUGCCAACAUCCUAUCGUUAUUCUUAAAGAUAUCAAAUGGCCUGAGUUGAAGGCUGUCGUGGAGUUCAUGUACAAGGGUGAAAUUAACGUGUCACAGGAGCAGAUAGGCCCGCUGCUGAAGGUGGCGGAAUCACUGAAGAUUCGUGGACUGGCCGAUGUUAACGGCGAGCCGGAACAAGGGCCCGGAUCUGCGAGUGACGGUAAGAAAAGCUGGGAUCCUCGGCAGGGUCCGAUACCCCAUGACUUGUCGGAGAAUGCCAUUUCUCCUCCUACGACGCCCCAGCAACAGCAGCAGCAACAACAGCAACAGCAACAGCAGCAGCAACAACAACAGCAACAACAACAAACCCAGCAGCAACAUGCCCAGCAACAACAGCCGCAGCAGCAGCUCCACCGGCAGAAGAAGAGGCGCCGUACGUCAGGGGAGCGAAGCAGUGUCAGUAGCCCCGAAGAAAGUUUGGGCGCAGAAGGACUAGAUUCAAGUGCUUUAGAACUGUCUCCCCAACAGCCUCCCAACGCCAUGGUGAACUCGCAGGGCCUACCACCGCCUCCACCACCGCAGAAUCACCCCCACGGGCCAACUCUGGUUCCAAUCCCAGGAGAUACAGGCCUCUCGUUGCCACCCCCACCGCAUCCUGACGACAUGGAAAUCAAGCCGGGCAUCGCCGAAAUGAUCCGCGAGGAGGAAAGGGCCAAACUGCUGGAAUCAUCGCAUGCCUGGCUCGGUGCCUCCACGUCCUCUCUUGCCGCAGACAGCUACCAGUACCAGCUUCAGUCAAUGUGGCAGAAAUGUUGGAACACAAACCAGAGCUUGGUGCACAAUCUACGGUUCCGUGAACGUGGACCACUUAAGUCUUGGCGACCUGAGACUAUGGCUGAAGCAAUCUUCUCUGUGCUGAAAGAGGGAUUAUCUUUGUCCCAGGCGGCUCGAAAGUAUGACAUCCCAUAUCCCACUUUUGUGUUGUAUGCCAAUCGUGUGCAUAACAUGUUGGGACCUUCAGCUGAUGGUGGUGCAGACCUGCGACCCAAGGGACGUGGUAGGCCACAGAGGAUCCUGUUGGGGUCAUGGCCAGAAGACCACAUCCGGGGGGUGAUCAGGGCUGUGGUGUUCCGUGACACACAGCACAUCAAGGAAGAGCCACACCUAGGCUAUCCUCGCCUGCAGGAAACUCUUUGUUGUCAGGAGCCUCUGGGAGUGCAGAACUACCCCAGUGGGUCAUGCAGUAAUGGACCAGAGCCAACAGUGUCACCAGGUGCAGCAGCUGCAGCGGCAGUGGCGGUGGUGGCACAGGGGUUGAGACAACAGAUGUGCAGUAUGGUGGCUGCUGCCCAGCACAAUGCCUCUCUCUCUGGUGAUGCUGGUGUAGGGCUAGUGAACAGCCUGGGUGGACUGGUAGGGCACUGCAACAGCUUGGGGCUCCCCAGCAAUGGCACCACGCAUGGUGGAAUGCCUGGGCUUGGCUUGGCCAGUCCACUGGGCUCCAGCCUUCGUGUUUCAAGUCCUGUGGGCUCAGAAUUGAGGGCAGGCAGUCCGGCAGAAUCAGCGGCUGCCAGUCCCAUACCAUCACCGCUGGGAGGCGGGAGCAGUGGAGCUACACCCACCCCAACAACACCAAGUGGUGCUUUGAGUAGCGUGGAAGUAGGAAUUGGCAUGAGUGGUAUGACCUACAAGCCUACAGCUACCUUCACCUCUCCUCGACCUGAAAAUCUCUUCCAAGAAGAUAUUGAAGACAUUGUGAAGAGCCCACAGUUGGGUUCCCCAGACAGCCUUGUUAAAGAGCCCAAGGAAAGCAUCACUGUAAAGGUGGAACCCAUCAUUGGCAGCCCACAUGAGUAGAGCAUGCAAGUAUUGAUUUAUAUUGUGAUAUACAAUAUAGAGUAGUUUUAGAAAUAUACAGAUGUUAGGAAAAAAUUAUAUCAUGAAAAAUGACCCAUUUUGCAGCCUGAUUUGGCAAGGUCCAAAAAAAGACUUGUUUAUGCUAGCAGAAUUAUAGAAAUAUAAAAAUGUAAUAAACUUCCAAAAAUAUAUAGAAGACUAAGACUUCCUAAGAACUUGAGUUGAAUAUAUAAAUUCUAGUGCCAUUAAUUUCAACAAAACAUGUGUAACUGAUUAUGGUAUGCAAGGUUAAUGUUUUAGUGUCAAUAAUGUACAUGUAGCACCCCCAUACUGUGCUGAAUAUAGAAGUUCUGUAGUGAUCCUUAGCCUGACCUCUCAGUUCAUUGAGCUCUAUCAGAAUUAGACUUUAUGUUACAGAAAAUAAGCAGCAUACUUAAUUUUGACUAGAAGUGCUUCUCAUCCAUGUUGUCAGCCAUAGUAAUCUUAUAAACACACCUAGGCUAGGGAUAGGUUGCUUGUCUUUAAAAAGGAAUGUGUGUGCUGCAUCAUUUCCAAUGAUUUCAGUACAAACACUCUGUUAAGAGAAUAUAAUGCAAUCAGUGUUUUGUUUCACAGAGCUCUGUAGUGAGAGACAUCAGCUGAUAGUUAAAUCUUAUGUCUCAGUUUCACAAGUAUCAUGUUGUAUACUUUGUACAGUAUUGUAGAGUUUGUAUCUGUAUGUUAAAUUAUUUGCAUAAUUUCACAUUAUUUUGACAGAUUUUUCUGGUGUUUGAAAUUGAAAUGUGAGGUAUAUAGAUAUAUGCACACAGUACAGGGAAAUCUUAAUAAUUUAAGAAGUGUGCUUACUGUUGGAGAUUGUUCAUUUCAAGAAUAAUAUUCUCACCAAGUGAGGGAAAGCAAGGUCAGAGCAGAAGUUACAGAAUGUAUAGAAUAUAUAUUUUGUGAAUAGAGUGUAUGAGAAAUGAUAUAAUGUGUGGUGUGUUUUCCAUGUUUCUUAGUAGUGGCAGGCCUUGCUGUUGGCCAGUUGAAAGUCUGGGUGUCCAGUAGCAAGUAUCAAUGUAUUGUGUUGUCUCCAUUUACUGUAUGCAUCAUAUAUAGAAUUGUUUCUGCCCUUCUGUAAAUGCCAGUAUAGUCUAGUCAAAACUAGCUUAAAGUGAAUCACAAAGUAUAUCAAUACUUAUUUUUGUGAUUUCAUUGUUUAGGAAUGAUGUACAAAAUUUAUAUGUAGUUAUUAAAAAUGCCUUCCUGCCUGCCAUUGGGGUAUGCCAAGAUUGAAUUGAAGACAUUGUUGACACACACACAAACAUAAGAAGAAGUGAUAAAAAGUAAAUUAUAAUGAAGUGGCCUUGAAAUUCGUUUUGCUUAUUAAAUCAGUUAAAAAUAAAAUAGCUAUUUAAAAAGUGGUACCGUGAAUUUGUAGACAACCCUAUUCUUGAUAAAUAAGUUUUUUGCAUAAGAAAUUUGUAUACUUAGUGGACGCAAGCAAUUUACCUAGCAUUCAUCAACUUGUGCCUAUUGUGAAUGUUUUCAUGAAUAGGUUGUACUGCAAAGUUCACGCAAAAAUGUAAGUAGAAAUGAAUGUCCAUUGUUGUUAGUAUUCUUGGCUUACAUGUGUUCAAAAAGUAGUAAAGUGCCUUCCAUUUUUCUGACCACUUGACAAUGUGAUCAAAUCAUGUCAACACAUUUUAAUU
This is a messenger RNA of Cryptotermes secundus, 4152 nucleotides long. Its product is annotated as protein bric-a-brac 1. Gene Ontology annotation, cellular component: nucleus. Gene Ontology annotation, biological process: regulation of transcription by RNA polymerase II. NCBI's taxonomy places the organism in Eukaryota, Metazoa, Arthropoda, Insecta, Blattodea, Kalotermitidae. The record is from RefSeq and is a predicted model, not a curated record. The coding region runs from base 419 to 2461 and encodes 680 amino acids. The transcript is spliced from 5 exons. Gene Ontology annotation, molecular function: protein binding; DNA binding.